Messenger RNA from Poecilia reticulata (guppy), 1123 nucleotides. RefSeq names its product ubiquitin like protein 5 (gene ubl5). The record is from RefSeq and is a predicted model, not a curated record. Gene Ontology annotation, biological process: protein modification process. Gene Ontology annotation, molecular function: protein binding. Lineage: Eukaryota; Metazoa; Chordata; Actinopteri; Cyprinodontiformes; Poeciliidae.
CUGCUUUACGGCAAAGCGAACGAGAGCGUUGCAGAAAAUACCAGUGAGGGAGAACAAUUUUUUAACCUGCACUUUCAAUACGGCAAAAAUGAUCGAGGUGGUUUGCAACGAUCGUCUUGGAAAGAAAGUCCGAGUCAAAUGCAACUCAGAGGAUACCAUCGGAGAUCUGAAGAAGCUCAUCGCAGCUCAGACAGGAACACGAUAUGACAAGAUCGUUUUGAAAAAAUGGUAUACCAUAUUCAAGGACCAUGUGACUCUAGGAGACUAUGAAAUCCACGAUGGAAUGAACCUGGAGUUGUACUACCAGUAGAUCAGGAGGACCACAAGUCAGAGAUGCUCAAACACAACUUCAUACACACACAGCUGUGUGCAGCUGAAAGGGGGCGCCAUCCACCGGACAAAAACACACUGCUGUCAUACAAGUCUCAGCAUAAUGGGAAAGCUAUGUUCUGGUCAAAAUCAGUUUCUUUUGAUAUUCUGUAAAUAAAUGCAGCGUGUUCACAAGAAAAGUUGCUGGUGAUUGUUGCAGUUUUGAAAAAUGAAUUUAUCUUUAGACUUAACCAUUUGGAUGAUUGUUUUGUGAUGCACUGUUUGGUUUUGAUGUUAGCAAUCUCUGCGUUAAACUUUUGAAAAAACACGACAAAUUGAUACGUGAUCUAGUAGUUUUAAAGUGAGACCAAAAAAAGGAUGGAUCUGUGGAAAUGUAAUCAGUGUUUCUCUACAUUUUUCUGCACGUCAUUUAGUUUCUCUUCUCCAUCAAUCCAUUAUCUAAAAGUUUUAAAUUAUCAAACGGGUAUAAUUCUGGUUCUUAUCUAGAUGUCUUUUGUUUUCUAUAUAAAGAAGUAUGUUUUUUCCAAAACAUUGGUCAUUCUGUUUUUUUUUUUUUAUGUUAAUCUUCUGAGUAAAACGCUCGCUCUUUUAAAAAGUCAGUUUCAGUGACUUAUUUUUGUUUAAAAGUAUCUAAUUUGUCAAGUUCAGGCCUUCAACCAGGUGCUGUAGGUCUGAACUGGCUCUGAGUCCAAACAACUGACAGGCCGACCUACAUUUGUGGUUACACAUCGUUAGUGUUCUAUAUUUUUCUAUAAUUAAAAAGUUUAUAAAACCUUCAGUAAAUAACCUCUAA